This is a messenger RNA of Apis florea (little honeybee), 704 nucleotides long. It is a transcript of the gene mRpS6, whose product is annotated as mitochondrial ribosomal protein S6. Gene Ontology annotation, biological process: translation. Gene Ontology annotation, molecular function: small ribosomal subunit rRNA binding; structural constituent of ribosome. Lineage: Eukaryota; Metazoa; Arthropoda; Insecta; Hymenoptera; Apidae. Gene Ontology annotation, cellular component: ribosome; mitochondrial small ribosomal subunit. The record is from RefSeq and is a predicted model, not a curated record.
UACAUAAAAGAAUGUGAUCUAUUUAAUAGAUCGUAAAAUAUCACGUAUCAUGCUAUAUGUGUAGUUCGUGAUUCUUAUUGUCAGUAAGAAAGUCUAUGUACUUUUUCAAUUAAAAUUUCAUUUAUUUAUUGAAAAAUAAAUAUAAACAUGCCGACGUAUGAAAUGCCAUUAUUAUUACGAUUAGCAAAUAAGGCAGAAUGUGUAUCUAUUUUACAAGAUAUAGCAAAAUCAAUAUUUGAAACAGGUGGAUUUAUUAGAAAGAUUGAAAAUUGGGGUGUUAAGCAACUUCCAUGUAAAAUAAGUGCUCAUGAUAAUGUUCAUAUACAUGCAAACCAUUUCAUGUUUUGUUUUGAUUCGCCACCAUCUCAAGUUAUUAAGAUUCAAGAAGAUUGUAAAAGAAAUAGAAGUAUAAUUAGAGUAAGGAUAUAUACACAAAAUGUGCCAUCUGGAAAUUUAAAAUGCACAUUUGAAGAAGAAAUGUUACCUCCAUCUUAUAGACCUAGUGUUCAGAAACUUUUGGAACAAGCUAAGAAACACAAGCGUUAUCAGACUAAAUUCAAAUAUAAUUCUGGUCUUGAUUAUUAUCCUUUCAUGAGAUGAAAGAAUUAUUUGUUCGUUACAUAAUAUAUGUUGUUUAAGAAUAAAAUAUUGAUUUGUUUAAGAAUAAAAGUAAAUAAAAUAAAAAUUAAUAAGAGAAAAGAUCA